Messenger RNA from Hymenoscyphus albidus, 453 nucleotides. Lineage: Eukaryota; Fungi; Ascomycota; Leotiomycetes; Helotiales; Helotiaceae. The record is from the annotation of a GenBank genome assembly.
AUGUCUACACCACCAAAUCCUCAGAAGGAGAACACAACUCAGAGACCAACACAGAGCCGCUGGAUCCCACAAACCCUUUUAAACUCCAAGGAACUAUUCGAGGAUCCGAAAUUACUGUCACUUCAGGAGAAGAGGAAUAUCGACCGCAAAAGGAUCUCUAAGCAGAUCAUAGAGUGCUUCGCGUUAGGCCAUUUUGUAAGGUUUCUGUGUGAAUAUAAACCGUUGGAGGGAGAGAAAGAGGCUGUAGAAGAGGUCAUAAUGGAUUUGAUUGAAGAACGCGGCGAGUUGUUUGCAACUCUUAUGCUAUCAUCGUCAUUUAUCCGAUCGAUAGGAGAUGACAGCCGCUCGAACGAAGACAACUCUACAUCAAAUCCUGGGGAGAAAACGAUCGGUUGGGAGGGAAAGUUCGAUGUCGUAUUACUCUUUUUCGGGUGGUAUGAAAGCAGUAAAUGA